UAUCAGGCUCCCAACCAACUCCCUUCUGGCCUUGUUCCUUAGAACUCUCAAUCACACACUGAGGGUGAGGCGGACUUCAACAAGAUGCCACCGAAUCAAGCACAAACAGAACCGAGUGGCCCCUUCAACCUCCUUCGACCGCUUCAUCUGCUCGCAUACUCUGCAUACUACAUCAUCCCCACGAUCAUCAGCUUGAUCCUCAACCUCAAUUUCAAGCCAUUCUUCUCCAUCGACGACUUCAAAGAUGUCUGGUUCGCAAAAUUCUGGGAGUUCUUUGGACCUCUGUCUCGAGAAAACGCAGCUCCUGCUGUAAUGCCUUUGCUUCAGAACAGUGCCCAAGGCGUCUGCCUUGACAUUGGCCCGGGUACUGGGCAAUGGGUGUAUCUAUUUGCUCGUGCCGACAAUCCAUCGAUUACAAAAAUAUAUGGUGUGGAGCCUAAUGUAGGAAUGCAUGCCGCGUUGAAGGAAAACGCAAAGAAAGCCGGUCUUGGAGACAUCUACGAGGUAAUUGGUUGUGGUGCGGAGGAGCUCAGGACCAAAGGUGGCAUUGAACCUGGCUCCAUCGACACAAUUAUCACGGUCCAAUGCCUUUGCUCUAUUCCGACGCCACAGAUCAUCAUCCAGGAGCUGUAUCCGCUACUCAAGCCUGGUGGCACCUGGCUGGUGUAUGAACACAUUAAGACCAAGUAUGAAGGCUAUUUAGUCUGGUAUUGGCAAAGAUACGUCAAUUACAUUUGGCCGCACUUUUUCAAUGGCUGCGAUAUCCAACGACCAACCGAUGAAUGGCUGCUCACAGCUGGCGAGUGGGAGGAGGUAAAACUCCGGCCUGGCAACGCUGAGGGACCAUACGAUGUUGUUCCGCACGUCAUCGGAACGUUGACCAAGAAGAAGUUCACGCAGUUGAACUAGACCUGGUCGGUUCGGAGCAAGCAGAUUGGAUGAGGACUGCUCGUCAUAGGGAUAUUCUGCUUUACCAGAAACCAUCGAUGCAACUUUGGGUGGGGCGGUCGACUCUACGACCAUGGAAAUUAUGGGAACGGCAUAGUGAAGGCCGUAAACGUGAGUUAAUCUUUGAAAAGUGGAAUACACAGAUGGCCAUGUUGGCCGGUUGAGAAAGCAGCGUUAGAUUGACGUUCAAGUACUUUGAUGAAGCGAGAAGUCCAUUCUGAUCAGAGCGAACGCACUCCAGCCCAUUGAAUUGAUCUGUCAAGAUUUUC
Molecule: messenger RNA, 1217 nt
Organism: Pseudocercospora fijiensis CIRAD86
Lineage: Eukaryota; Fungi; Ascomycota; Dothideomycetes; Mycosphaerellales; Mycosphaerellaceae
Exons: 2
Coding region: 85-909 (274 amino acids)
Source: RefSeq, a predicted model, not a curated record